Molecule: messenger RNA, 1938 nt
Organism: Protopterus annectens (West African lungfish)
Lineage: Eukaryota; Metazoa; Chordata; Ceratodontiformes; Protopteridae
Product: zinc finger protein 501-like
Exons: 3
Coding region: 95-1549 (484 amino acids)
Source: RefSeq, a predicted model, not a curated record
GGUACCAGAAAGCUUUGAAGACAUUGCCGUGGAGUUUUCAAGGGAGGAAUGGGAGAUUCUGAGUAAACGGGAGAAGGAACUCCACAGGGAAGUGAUGGUACAUAACUAUGAGAACAUGGUUUCAAUAGGUUAUGACAUUCCACUGAACCACCUUUGGACAUAUAUUAGGAAGGACGGGACUGAUCCGUUAAGCGACUCAGGAGGAUUAGCUGCCCAGCCGAAACAUCCUCCUGUUAACGAUGUCAGCAUCCACAGGAAUGCAGACUUUUGUGAGCAUCGGAAAGAGGAGAUUUACUUUGGAGAACACAUUAAGUCUGACUCUGACAACUCUUUACCAGAUUCAUUUUCCAGCAAAAGAUGUAAUGUGAUACAGACUGAAAGCAAAAGUGAGAAGUCUCUGGAAUAUAUAAAGGAGCUUCUCAAGAAAAGUAAACUAAACGUGCAUCUACAAACUCAGGCAGGGAAACAAAAUUGCAAAAUAUUUAACUGCAACAACAAUUCUACUUUUCACAGAAUCAUCUUAACUGAUAAAUUAUCUCACAGUGGGAAAAGACAAAAGAACACCUUAGGGACACAUGAACAAAUUUUCAAUAGAGAGAGGACAGCAACCCCCACUGGAAAGAAACUCUAUAAAUGUGCCACUUGUGACAAGAGUUUUAGAGACAAGCGUUACAUGGCAAAACAUCAACUAGUCCACACUGGGCAUAAGCCCUAUAAAUGUGCUACCUGUAGCAAGGGUUUUACAAGAAAAUAUUCUCUGGAAAAACAUCAGAUUAUCCACACUGGCCAGGGUCCAUAUAAAUGUACUACAUGUGACAAGAGUUUUGUGCGUGAGUACGAGCUGAGAAAGCACCAGAUUAUCCACACUGGACAGGUACCCUAUAAAUGUACUACAUGUGGGAAGGGUUUUGUAAAUAACUACAGUCUGCUAGCACAUCUGGUUAAACACAUGGAACAGAAACCAUUUAAAUGUGCCACUUGUGACAAGGGUUUUGCAUACAAACAUAACAUGGAAAAACAUAUGAUAAUACACACUGGACAGAAGCCCUAUAAAUGUGUAACCUGUGACAUGGAUUUUUCAAAUAAAUAUUCCAUGGAAAAACAUCAGAUUAUCCACACUGGCCAGAGUCCAUAUAAAUGCACUACAUGUGACAAGAGUUUUGUUCGCAAAUAUGAACUGAGAAAACACCAGAUAAUUCACAAUGGACAAACACCCUAUAAAUGUACUACAUGUGACAAGGGUUUUAUAAAUAAGUACAGUCUUCUAACACAUCAGAUUAAACACACUGGAUAUAAACCCUUUAAAUGUGCCACAUGUGACAAGAGUUUUGCAUACAAACAUGGCAUGGAGAGACAUAUGUUAGGCCAUACCGGACAAAAGCCCUAUAAAUGUACCACCUGUGACAGGGGAUUUAGAGAAAAAUAUAUCAUGGAAAAACACGAGUUAAUACACAUUGGACAGAAGCCAUAUAAAUGUGACACAUGUAAUGAGGGCUUUACUAGCAUGUAUUACAUGGAAAAACAUAAAGUAGUCCAUACUGGACUGUAAAACCAAACUGGAAACAGUCACACACGUUGUUGCUGGUUGCAAUACACUAAUAGCAGAGGGACUGUAUACUGAAAGGCAAAAUAAGGUGGCGAGACUGGAGAUUGUGCAAACGUUAUGGUAUCGAAGUGGCUAAAAAACACCGGAAACAUGAUCCACAGAGAAUCAUAGAAAAUUAUGAAGUUUAUAUCACAUGGAAUUACCCAGUGUCAACAGUUCAAAAGAUAGAUGCUAGAAAACUGGAUGUAGAGGUCCAUGAAAAGAAGACAAAAGUAGCAUUGAUCCUUGAAAUCGUCACACGUAGUGACUACAAUGUCUUCCAUACAGAGAGACACAAAGUUAUAAAAUACCUUGAUCUGCAGGCAGAAAUGAAAGCCAUGUGGAAGAAAGAU